GGGCCGGGCAGGGGCGCCCCCACCGGCGGCGGCUCGGCGACAUGGGCCGCUACUCGGGCAAGACGUGCCGGCUGCUCUUCAUGCUGGUGCUCACCGUCGUCUUCUUCGUGGCCGAGCUGGUCUCGGGCUACCUGGGCAACUCCAUCGCGCUGCUGUCCGACUCCUUCAACAUGCUGUCCGACCUGAUCUCGCUGUGCGUGGGGCUGGGCGCCGGCUACGUGGCGCGGCGGCCGCGCGGGGGCCUGGGGGCCACCUACGGCUACGCGCGCGCCGAGGUGCUGGGCGCGCUCAGCAACGCCGUCUUCCUCACCGCGCUCUGCUUCACCAUCUCCGUGGAGGCCGCGCUGCGCCUGGCGCGGCCCGAGCGCUUUUUUUUGGGGGGGGGCCUCUUCCACCUCCCCCUUAUUCUACCUGCUUUGGAAACUUAUACACAACACAGGGUUUCUUCUUUGAAUGCAGGUGAUUCUCUGAACACCCAGAAUGAGCCAGAGGAGACUAUGAAAAAGGAGAAAAAGUCGGAAGCCCUGAAUAUCAGAGGUGUCCUUUUGCAUGUGAUGGGCGAUGCCCUGGGGUCAGUGGUUGUGGUGAUCACAGCCAUCAUAUUCUACGUGCGUCCCCUGAAAGGUGAGGACCCAUGUAACUGGCAGUGCUACAUCGACCCAAGCCUGACUGUCAUCAUGGUUGCCAUCAUUUUGUCAUCUGCCUUCCCACUCAUCAAGGAGACUGCUGCCAUUCUGCUGCAGAUGGUCCCCAAAGGAGUGAACAUGGAAGAGCUGAUGAGUAAACUCUCGGCCGUGCCCGGGAUUAGCAGUGUACAUGAAAUGCACAUCUGGGAACUUAUAAGCGGAAAGAUCAUCGCCACCCUGCACAUCAAGUAUCAGAAGGACAGGGGCUAUCAGGACACCAGUAGGAAAAUUCGAGAAAUCUUCCACAGUGCGGGAAUCCACAAUGUGACCAUCCAGUUUGAGCAGGUGGACUUGAAGGAGACCAUGGAGCAGAAGGACCUGCUGUUGUUCUGUAGUUCACCCUGCAUCUCUAAGGGCUGUGAGAAACAGCUGUGCUGCCCCCCCGGGGCCCUGCCUCUGGCCCACGUCAAUGGCUGCGCGGAACACAAUGGCUGUCCCCCUCUAGACCCAUACCCGGGUGGUGGCCUCUGUGGACAAGCAACAAGAGAAGUGGCUAUUGACGUCUCUCUGGACAGCUGUCUGAACGACCAUGGAAAAGCUCUUAGCAAAACUCUGGAGGACCAACAUUUUGUCAACAGCACACAUUUUUAGUCUUGUUCUGACGUACAUGAACAGUGUAGACGAGGCGCUCUGGCUUGUGGAAAGACCUCUGUGGGCUGUAGGCACUGGUCAAAUUUGUGGUGUGCAUGCUCUGGGUUCAUCAGGGGGCUGGUUGUUUGGGAUGUUAACUGCAUGUGUCUGUUCAUUUUUCUGUGACUGUGAACUCCUUUACAUUGUCCUGGGCAUCCCGUGCUGCUCUUCAACAAACUCACUGUUUUAGUUGGAACAUUUAUUUUAAGAAGCAAACCGUGCUAGUGAUACGUAUCAGGGACAUUGAAGGCUGGGACUCAAUGGCUGUGGACACGGGAUUCAAAGUAGUUUUUGUUUUAAAGUGAUUAGAUUUUGUGACUGACUCUUGGGUGAGCUCAUAGCCAAGUACAUCAAAAAAACUAAGGAACCAUGUUAGCUAAUGUUGUUUUCAUUCCAUUAUAAGAUCAUAAAAGAGGAAAGUUGGGUAGUCCUGUCACUGCAGAAAUGUUUUCUUUGACUUGUUUUCAAAUAAAUGUAAAAUGAAUACCUAUUAAAGUAGAAAAUAGUCUCAGAUCAUCGAAGGAAGUAUAGAUUAUUGGGGGAAGACAGGAAGAAAGUGCUUCCUGACUACCUUUUCAAUUUGCAGGGUGGAGAGAAAACUGGUGUUGACUUUCUGCUGUGAAAUGAACUGCAGCUAUAGGGUGCUUCAAAUGUUUAAUACACAAAAUGCUUUCUGUUUCCA
Molecule: messenger RNA, 1998 nt
Organism: Suricata suricatta (meerkat)
Lineage: Eukaryota; Metazoa; Chordata; Mammalia; Carnivora; Herpestidae
Gene: SLC30A10
Product: solute carrier family 30 member 10
Exons: 5
Coding region: 42-1277 (411 amino acids)
Biological process (GO): detoxification of zinc ion; manganese ion transport; zinc ion transmembrane transport
Cellular component (GO): membrane
Molecular function (GO): zinc ion transmembrane transporter activity
Source: RefSeq, a predicted model, not a curated record